Populus trichocarpa (black cottonwood) is the source of this 1470-nucleotide messenger RNA. Its product is annotated as protein IRX15-LIKE. NCBI's taxonomy places the organism in Eukaryota, Viridiplantae, Streptophyta, Magnoliopsida, Malpighiales, Salicaceae. Gene Ontology annotation, biological process: xylan biosynthetic process. The transcript has a single exon. The record is from RefSeq and is a predicted model, not a curated record. The coding region runs from base 274 to 1230 and encodes 318 amino acids.
UUUGAAGCAAUGACAUUAUAUAAUUUUAAAUUAUACAAUAGAGGUUCCUUGAGAACCAAAACUAACAUGAAUAAGGAAAAGCGACUCCUGACUUGUAAUUAAUUAUUUGGUCGCUAGCUAGAGAUAUACUGCUGCUUUGAGCUAGCUAAUCCAUCUUUAAAUCAUUCCCUCUUUACUCGUUUCCAUCAAGAUUCAAAAUCUUUACCAUCACAGCACAACAAGAGAGAUUUCACCCUUCACCUCUCUCUCAAAUUUCUCUGUUUCACUCAAAAGAUGAAGAACAGUAGCAAUAGCAACAGCAACAGCAACACUAAGCUUAUUCUUCUUCAUCCUUAUAUCCAAAAACAAGGAGGCUCCAAUCGGUUAUGGCUCCUUGCCUUUGUAUCAUUCUUCACUAUUGCUUUCCUUCUUACACUAAUCUACACAAGAGAGAUCUUACCUAUCAAAUCCACUACGACCACCACCAUGGUCACAGCUGGCUCGGCUUCUAGCUCUACCUUUGGCAAUAUUAAUGCACCACUGCCAACAUCAGUAAUCAAUACUCUCCUCCACUAUGCCUCAAGAUCCAAUGACAGUUUCCAUAUGUCGCAUGCCGAAAUCAAACCAAUCUCUGAUGUACUUAGAAAGUGCUCAUCUCCUUGUAACUUUCUUGUUUUUGGUCUAACACACGAGACCCUACUCUGGAAAGCUCUAAACCACAAUGGACGCACAGUUUUCAUCGAAGAAAAUCGCUACUACGCAGCUUAUUAUGAAGAGUUACAUCCUGAGAUUGAUGUCUUUGAUGUCCAAUACACAACCAAGAUGAAAGAAAUGAGAGAACUUAUAGCCUCCACCAACAAACAGAUAAAAAAUGAAUGCAGGCCAGUGCAGAAUUUACUCUUCUCGGAGUGUAAGCUUGGGAUUAAUGACUUGCCUAAUCAUGUCUAUGAGGUUGACUGGGAUCUGAUAUUGGUUGAUGGGCCUAGAGGGGAUGGACCAGAUGGUCCAGGAAGGAUGACACCAAUCUUCACAGCUGGUGUUCUAGCUAGGAGCAGGAAGGCUAGCAAUGCCAAGACUCACAUAUUUGUGCACGAUUACUACAGAAAUGUGGAGAAAAUUUAUGGUGAUGAGUUCUUGUGCAGAGAGAACUUGGUGGAGUCUAAUGACAUGCUUGCUCAUUUUAUAGUAGAGAAAAUGGACGAGAAUAGCUUCCAUUUCUGUCGCAACCAUACAUCAACUUCACCAUCCUAAUUGUUUUGAUGAUCCUCUUGAUCAUGAUAAGCAAAGUGCCGAUGGGUCAAUGGUGGUGUAAAGAAGGUAAAAAAAAAUCGUGGUUUAUUUAUGAUCAUUUGAAAUUCUUAUACCCUCCUUUUCCUUUUUUCUUUUUUCUUCUUUCUUUUUGUUUGGUGGGGAGUCUAAAAGUUAUUCUUUUUUGGCAAUGCAAGUUGUAAUUUCAUGGAAUUGGAAGUCUCCAUUGUCAUUUUUGUGUUA